CCCUGGGAUCCAGCUCUCUCUCCCUAGCGCCGCCCUCCUUGGCGUGGACCCAGCCUCCCCGGGCUAAAAAUACUGUCGGAAGGCGCCGGAGAGGAAUCAGAUCGCCCUAAGUAGGGCGCAGCGCAGAGGUGACGGCCGGGCCCAGGGCAGAGGGAGACUCAGCCGCCGGCCGCAGCGCGGCCUGGGCCAGCCUAGCAGCUGUGCGCCGCAGCCAGGAUGAAGUUGAAGAAGCAGGUGACAGUGUGCGGCGCCGCCAUCUUCUGUGUGGCGGUCUUCUCGCUCUACCUCAUGCUGGACCGAGUGCAGCAUGACCCCAGCCGGCACCAGAACGGCGGGAACUUCCCCCGGAGCCAAAUUUCUGUGCUGCAGAACCGCAUCGAGCAGCUGGAGCAGCUGCUGGAGGAGAACCACGAGAUCAUCAGCCACAUCAAGGAGUCCGUGCUGGAGCUGACCGCUCACGCCGAGGGCCCGCCCGCCCCCCUGCCCUACUACACGGCCAAUGGCUCCUGGGUGGUGCCGCCGGAGCCCCGGCCCAGCUUCUUGUCCAUCUCCCCACAAGACUGCCAGUUUGCACUGGGGGGCCAAGGCCAGAAGCCAGAGCUGCAGAUGCUGGCCGUGAUGAAGGACUUGCCCUUCGACAACGUGGAUGGCGGCGUGUGGAAGCAGGGCUUCGACAUCUCCUAUGGCCCCCACGACUGGGACGCCGAAGCCCUGCAGGUGUUCGUGGUGCCACACUCGCACAACGACCCAGGCUGGAUCAAGACCUUCGACAAGUACUACACGGAGCAGACACAGCACAUCCUCAACAGCAUGGUGGCCAAGCUGCAGGAGGACCCCCGGCGGCGCUUCCUCUGGGCCGAGGUCUCCUUCUUCGCCAAGUGGUGGGACAACAUCAGCGCCCAGAAGCGAGCCGCCGUGCGGAGGCUGGUGGGAAACGGGCAGCUGGAGAUCGCCACAGGGGGCUGGGUGAUGCCGGACGAAGCCAACUCCCAUUACUUUGCGCUGAUUGACCAGCUCAUCGAGGGUCACCAGUGGCUGGAAAAGAACCUCGGAGCCACCCCGCGCUCUGGCUGGGCCGUGGACCCUUUCGGCUACAGCUCGACCAUGCCUUACCUGCUGCGCCGGGCCAACCUGACCAGCAUGCUGAUCCAGAGGGUGCAUUAUGCCAUCAAGAAGCACUUCGCGGCCACCCACAGCCUGGAGUUCAUGUGGAGGCAGACGUGGGACACCGCCUCCAGCACAGACAUCUUCUGCCACAUGAUGCCCUUCUACAGCUACGACGUCCCCCACACCUGUGGCCCAGACCCCAAGAUCUGCUGCCAGUUUGAUUUCAAGCGCUUGCCAGGUGGCCGCAUCAACUGUCCCUGGAAGGUGCCGCCCCGGGCCAUCACGGAGGCGAACGUGGCCGAGAGGGCUGCCCUGCUCCUGGACCAGUACCGGAAGAAGUCGCGGCUGUUCCGCAGCCGCGUCCUGCUGGUGCCGCUGGGCGACGACUUCCGCUACGACAAGCCGCAGGAGUGGGACGCCCAGUUCUCCAACUACCAGCGGCUCUUCGACUUCCUCAACAGCAAGCCCGACCUCCACGUGCAGGCCCAGUUUGGCACCCUGUCUGACUACUUUGACGCGCUGUACAAGCGAACGGGGGUGGAGCCGGGCGCCCGGCCUCCCGGCUUCCCGGUGCUCAGCGGCGACUUCUUCUCCUACGCCGACCGGGAGGACCACUACUGGACGGGCUACUACACCUCCCGGCCCUUCUACAAGCGCCUGGACCGCGUGCUGGAAGCCCACCUGCGGGGGGCGGAGAUCUUGUACAGCCUGGCGGUGGCCCACGCCCGCCGCGCCGGGCUGGCCGGCCAGUACCCGCUGUCGGACUUCGCCCUCCUGACAGACGCGCGGCGCGCACUGGGCCUCUUCCAGCACCACGACGCCAUCACCGGCACGGCCAAGGAGGCCGUGGUGGUGGACUACGGGGUCAGACUCUUGCGCUCCCUGGUGGGCCUGAAGCAGGUGAUCAUCAACGCGGCCCACUACCUGGUGCUGGGGGACAAGGACGCCUACCGCUUUGACCCGGAGGCGCCCUUCCUGCAGAUGCCCUACGUGCCCAAGGAGCCCCCCGUGCUGCGCGUCACCGAAGGCCCCUUCUUCUCCGAGGUGGCCGCCUACUACGAGCACGUCCACCAGGUGGUCCGGCUCUACAACCUGCCAGGGGUGGAGGGGCUGUCUCUGGACGUCUCCGCCCUGGUGGACAUCCGGGACCACGUCAACAAGGAGCUGGCCCUGCGCCUCCACACGGACAUCGCCAGCCACGGCGCCUUCUUCACGGACCUCAACGGCUUCCAGGUGCAGCCGCGGCGGUACCUGAGGAAGCUGCCCCUGCAGGCCAACUUCUACCCCAUGCCCGUCAUGGCCUACAUCCAGGACGCGCAGAGCCGCCUCACGCUGCACUCGGCCCAGGCGCUGGGCGCCUCCAGCCUGCGCGACGGCCAGCUGGAGGUGAUCUUGGACCGGCGGCUGAUGCAGGACGACAACCGGGGCCUGGGCCAGGGGCUCAAGGACAACAAGCGGACCCACAACCACUUCCGGCUGCUGCUGGAGCGGCGCGUCCUGGGCGGCGAGGCCCAGGACGACCAGCCCACCAGCUACCCCUCCCUCCUCAGCCACCUCACCUCCGCCCACCUCAACAGCCCGGCCCUGGCCCUGCCCGUGGCCACGCGGCCCCCGCCCGGCCCGGCCCUGCGCUCCUUUCACCCCCUGGCCUCUCCCCUGCCCUGUGACUUCCACCUGCUCAACCUGCGCGCGCUGCAGGCCGAGGACGCUGCGUCGCCCUCGGCAGAUGCCGCCCUCAUCUUACACCGCAAGGGCUUCGACUGCAGCCUGGAGGCCAAGAACUUAGGCUUCAACUGCACCACAAGCCAGGGCAAGGUGGCCCUGGGCAGCCUCUUCCGUGGCCUGGACGUGAGUUUCCUCCAGCCGACCUCCUUGACGCUGCUGUACGCGCUGGCCUCGCCCUCCAACAGCACCGACGUCUACCUGGAGCCCAUGGAGGUCGCCACCUUCCGCCUCCGCUUGGUCUAGGCGUCGUGGCAGAAGGGAAAGCUCGUCCUCGGCGGGCUGGACUGGCCACGGGGCGCCCCUCCCGCCCGCCUCCGCCCUGCACCCGAGGCGCCACCGUUUCCCGGUUACUGUGGCGUCUGUGUCUAGGGCGCCUGGGGGCCGCGCGGGUCCCGGAGAGACAAGGAGAGAAGGCCCAGGCGCCGCGGGGGGUUCCAAGCGCCGUGGGUGCAGGCUCCGGCCACGUCCCUUCCCAGCGUGGCUGGGGAGACUCAGGGACAGGGACCGAGCAGGCGGCAGCCUGGCUUCAGGCUCGCCCUCGGCAAGAGCAGGCUUGAGGAGAACCGAGGCCGCGAGGCGCCUGCUGCCUGGAGGCGGGUCUGCGGCCACGGGCCGUGGGCGGAGGGGGAGACCGGCUCUCCCACGGCCCUGCGAGUGCCACCUGGUACGCCCCAGGCCAGGGCCGCCGCGUGCUGGAGGACUCUAGAGACGGUCACUGCCGACGUCAGAGGACGCUGCAGGUACCAAAAACCCCGUUCAAACUGG
Molecule: messenger RNA, 3597 nt
Organism: Condylura cristata (star-nosed mole)
Lineage: Eukaryota; Metazoa; Chordata; Mammalia; Eulipotyphla; Talpidae
Gene: MAN2A2
Product: mannosidase, alpha, class 2A, member 2
Exons: 19
Coding region: 217-3075 (952 amino acids)
Biological process (GO): N-glycan processing; mannose metabolic process; protein deglycosylation
Cellular component (GO): Golgi membrane
Molecular function (GO): carbohydrate binding; alpha-mannosidase activity
Source: RefSeq, a predicted model, not a curated record